Molecule: messenger RNA, 246 nt
Organism: Trichoderma breve
Lineage: Eukaryota; Fungi; Ascomycota; Sordariomycetes; Hypocreales; Hypocreaceae
Exons: 4
Coding region: 1-246 (81 amino acids)
Source: RefSeq, a predicted model, not a curated record
AUGUGCAACUACAUCUACAAGGAGCUGAAAUGCCAGCACCACUACCACCUGGUAGAAUCCUGGUGCCCCAAGUAUAUUGCGACUGAGCGACGAUGCACUCCUACCAUUGUCAGCAAACAGUACUGGGGUGACGAUAUCUGCGCUGCCUGCCGUGAACGCCAGCAACCCAGCAACCACCCUUGGGCGAAGCUCAUCCGCAGGCCGGAAUCUCGAGCCGCUCCGCACGCAACGGUUCCUGCUCGAUAA